Kwoniella mangroviensis CBS 8507 is the source of this 588-nucleotide messenger RNA. RefSeq lists its product as uncharacterized. The record is from RefSeq and is a predicted model, not a curated record. Lineage: Eukaryota; Fungi; Basidiomycota; Tremellomycetes; Tremellales; Cryptococcaceae. Gene Ontology annotation, cellular component: fungal-type vacuole membrane; plasma membrane. Gene Ontology annotation, biological process: transmembrane transport; basic amino acid transport. Bases 1 to 588 code for a protein of 195 amino acids. The transcript is spliced from 4 exons. Gene Ontology annotation, molecular function: basic amino acid transmembrane transporter activity.
AUGUCUUCUUCACAAGCAGGUGCACACUUGAUACCGAACUCCAUCGCCGGUAUGAUCGGUUCUCUAGGAUGUGGAUUUGUGGUUCGACACACCAAGAAAUACUACUGGUUGAACUUCUGGUCAGGUUUAUUGGGCCUUGUUGGUGCUAUAUUGAUUUCUAUGUGGAAUCGGGACUCCUCCGAGUGGAUGCUCUGGACAAACUUAUCAUUCACGAGUUUCGCCAUGGGGGCUGUCACUACUUUGACCAUUGUCGCCCUCAUCGCAGAUGUCGGUCAUGAGCAUGUUGCGAUCGCCACCAGCUUGUCAUAUGUCUUCAGAACAAUCGGUCAGGUCUUGGGAGUCGCAUUAUCGGGCGCCUUGGCCCAAGCCAUCUUGCAGAAAGAGUUGAGUAAGAGAAUCACUGGACCCGGGGCUGAAGAAGCUUUGCACGCCGUCUUCUUAUGUGCAGUCAUCUUGAGUGUGGUAUACCUCCUCGCCGGUCUGGGGAUCAGAGAGAUUGAUAUGCACAAAGCGGUUAUUAAGCCUGCGAAUGGUCAAGAGGAGGAAGAAGAGGAAGAUAUCGUGGGAGAGGUGGUCGAGGCUCCUUAG